Molecule: messenger RNA, 483 nt
Organism: Blepharisma stoltei
Lineage: Eukaryota; Ciliophora; Heterotrichea; Heterotrichida; Blepharismidae
Source: the annotation of a GenBank genome assembly
AUGGCAUCUCCGCUGAAUCUGAAUAGAGAAGGAAGAGAUACUGAUGAGGUAAAAACAUCACAUGAGGAAAGCGAAGAAAUUGCAGGAAAUACAAUUAGGCUAAUUAUAGCGUUACCAGACGGCAGAAGGAUUGAAGAAGGUGAAGCGGAAAAACACUGUACUUUUUAAACCCAUUUUAGCUAAAAAAAUUGCAAAUGGUUAUUAAAGUCAUUUUUUAUAUCAAAAAAAUGAGGUAGAAAAAAGAAAAUGUGCUUUUUCCACCUGAUUGAAGAUGAUGUAAUAUAAAUUCAGUUCAAAGCUGGAGUUAACAUUGAUUGGGUUGUCUAUAAAAUUUCAAGCCAAACAGACUAUCAAUUUGAAUCAAUUGUAAGAGACAUGUAGGAACUGUUUUUUGAAGGCCGCAAGCUACUAGGGCCACUUUCAUUGGCUGAUUACCCACAAAUACAGAGUGGAGCAAUAUUAACUGCAAGAAUCUUAGAAUAA